CUCCCUCCCCCCGCUGGGACUUCCUCUACCAAGAUGGCCACAAUGUGCUCGCGGUGACGUCACGCCGGGCGGGCCGCGACUCUUGGCGGAGCGGGGUCGCAAGGAGGAGGCGCUGGCGGGGUCCGCGGAGGGAAGCGGGAACACGAGAGCCGUGCGAGAGCGCAACUCCCGUAGCCUGCCCGCCGCCACGGAGUGAACGCACAGCUCUCACACAUGAGGCGGAGUGAGUAUAACUUACACAGCCGCAACAGAACUCGUGUGUGAAGCUGCGUGGUUUCAGCAAGCAGCAGGAGCGUCACCGCGGGGGCACGGCAGCGGUGUCUGUAAGGCACACCGCGCACUCUGCGUGAGAGCGACCCACCACCACGGGAGACCCCCACCACUAAAAAAGUCGCCAUAUUAAUCAAGCAGAGACGCCGGCAGAAACGGGUGCGGGUCGAUGUGGUGAAGCGGAGCGGGUAGCCAUGGCGGAGGGAGCAGAUGGAGCGGAGGAGGAGACGUUCCAGCUGGCAAGCAACAAGCAGCUAUCGGACUUGCUGCGUGAGCUGUGCGAACUGCGGGAGCGCGGCUCCUUCUGCGACGUGGUGGUAGAGGUGCAGAGCUGCCGAUACCUGGCGCACAAGGCCGUGCUGAGCAGCACGUGCCGCUACUUCCGCAGCCUCUUCCUCAGCGCGCCCUGCAGCAGCAUGGGGCCCUUCGUGGUCGACUUUCUCUCUAUCCGUACCUUUGAGCUCAUUGUCGACUUCAUCUACAAGGGCCGCAUCCGCGCGAGCCGCGAUGAGAUGCGUGGCCUUUACUGCGCCGCUCUCGACCUGGGCCUGGAGUGCCUGGAGGAGGCUUGCCGACCCUUCAAGUCCGAGACGGACGACUGGGGGGACGGCAGCGCCGGCGGCGAGUCGGACGAGGGCUCCGAUGUCAGGAUGAGCGUCGUUGAGAUGCAGCGAGCGGAGGAAACGCAGGAGGCGCCGACGGCGGCCGUGGAUCUGAGCGGCCGACAGGCGUGCGCCACCGUCACCGCUACCGCCACCAUCAAGCAUCGGAUGUGGAACAGGGAGCUGGAGGUGGCCGCAUGUCGCAGCGUGCCCAGAGACCAAGGGGGCGACGCCGCCGAUGCCAGCACCCCGCUCCUCCUCGACGUCAAGGAGGAGCCGUUCUCAGCCUCGGAGAACGGAGACGACGACUGCAACGGUGACUACAACGGCGCCUCCGCGGAGACACCGCCGCCGGGCGGGGACAGCACGGCGCCGCCCGCCGGCAACGGCACCGCGCCACCCUACGCGAUCUUGGGCGGCAGCGGUGCCGGCUUCGGCGAGGAGCUGCAGUGCCAGGCGUGCGGGGAGUUCGUGGGCGAGAACGACACGUCCCUGCGCGAGCACGCGCGUGCCGUGCACCUGGAUCGCGCGACUCUCAGCUGCCGCGUGUGCGGCAAAAAGUUCAGCCUCCUGAGCAACGCCAUGCAGCACGUGGUGGUGCACACAGGCAUCGCCGUGCUGCAGUGCCACGACUGCCGCCGCCAGUUCGUGUCGGAGACACGCCUCAACCUCCACCGCGAGCAUCACUGCAAGAAGCUGAAGCAGCUGCUGGCGCGGGGGGGGGGCGAGGCCGGGGGCCCGCCCGGCCGCGCGAAGUCGGCGUGGGCCGCCGACGAGGCGGCGGCGGCGGCGGCGGGGGAGGUGGUGGCGUGCCGCACCUGCGGCAUAUCGGUGCUCAAGACAAUGGCGGCGCUGCGGGAGCACGCGCGGCUGCACGUAGACACGGUGUCGCUGGUGUGCGGCGUGUGCGGCCUGCAGUCCACCUUCCUCAGCAACCUCAUCAAGCACGCGCUGCUGCACGUGGGUGUCUUCCUCUUCAUGUGCGACGCCUGCGGGAAGAGGUUCCCUGUGCGCUGUCGCCUGCAUGAGCACCAGAAGAGCGGCUGCCGUGCCCUCAAUGCCAGCGCCACCACCUCCUCACUCGGAACCCCGGGGUCAUUCGACGAAGACAUCUCGAUCCUCGAUCACCUGUCCCUCCCCACCCCUGUCCCACUCCCCCUGCCCCCACCUGAGUGAGGCAAUUAAUGAAGAUGAGAGUGAGUGUGCGAAUGGAGUGGUGGGUGCGUGAGUGAAUGAGUGUGAUUGUGAAUAAGUGAGCUAGUGAGCAUGAGAAGGGAGUUCUAGGUGAGUGAGCAAAGGGUAGGUGUGUGUGGAUAAUGUCGAAGUUAGGAGUAUCUAUGUUCAGUAGCCAAUGGGUCCCAUGAAUUCUCAUAAUUAAGGUGGCCCCAUCGUAACACUUGCCCCUCUCUCCAAAAGUAGGAAUGGAAGGUGUCCUGCCUUUACGUGACCCUGCGAGGAGUCUUCCCAGCGAGUGGGUUUGAGGGGAGCAAGACCGUGUGUUGUGCGGUUCUAUUCAGCGUGUGUAUCGUUCGGUUGGUUCCUCUCAUGCCGAGGUUUGAGAGUCGAAUGGGCGUGAGGUUUGGGAGUCGAACCGGCGAGAACUAGCUCAUGACCCGAGCCGGGUGCACGAAAUGCGAUGGUAAAUGGUGCAGAUAUCUUUCGGUUUCCUUCCAUCGUUGGUCGGAAUAUAGCGAUGCAUUGAGUCGCAUGCUCAUGACGCGUGUAUCUGCAUUGAAUAGCACUAGUGAGAAUUUGUUAUUUACAAUUUCAGAAAAUAAAAUGUCCAAAUGAAAUCCUGAUGUUACAUUAAUGGUAAUAGCAUGAACAAGAAAACUACAAACAAGACCAAAAAAGUUUAACACAGGCUUUCACGACCACUAUCAUCCAUAAUAGUAGCAGAACACGCGUGCCAACAAGGACACACAAUUGAUUUUGAUAAUUAGAGAAUCUAUCGAAAUUGAAAGAAAAAUUGUUUGAACUGUUUGGAUAGCUACGGCCUUAGUGCUGCGUAAAAGCGAAUCAUCAAAGAAUACAUCAUUUAAAUGCAUGCCUAUAAAGGGCAGCAUACUUCAAUAGGUAUUACCGUUAGUACGGCUAUUUUAAUACACACCAU
This is a messenger RNA of Petromyzon marinus (sea lamprey), 2985 nucleotides long. RefSeq lists its product as uncharacterized. Gene Ontology annotation, molecular function: RNA polymerase II cis-regulatory region sequence-specific DNA binding; DNA-binding transcription factor activity, RNA polymerase II-specific; protein binding. The record is from RefSeq and is a predicted model, not a curated record. Lineage: Eukaryota; Metazoa; Chordata; Hyperoartia; Petromyzontiformes; Petromyzontidae. Gene Ontology annotation, biological process: regulation of transcription by RNA polymerase II.